Molecule: messenger RNA, 1749 nt
Organism: Echinococcus granulosus
Lineage: Eukaryota; Metazoa; Platyhelminthes; Cestoda; Cyclophyllidea; Taeniidae
Product: Phosphatidate phosphatase LPIN3
Exons: 9
Coding region: 1-1749 (582 amino acids)
Biological process (GO): positive regulation of transcription by RNA polymerase II; triglyceride biosynthetic process; fatty acid catabolic process
Cellular component (GO): nucleus
Molecular function (GO): phosphatidate phosphatase activity; transcription coactivator activity
Source: RefSeq, a predicted model, not a curated record
AUGCAGUACAUUGAGCGAUUUUUUUCGUCAGCGAAACGGAUGUAUAGUGACAUCAAUAGCGCUACCCUUAGUGGAGCUAUUGAUGUUAUAGUUGUCAGAUACCCCAAUGGUGAACUUGUUAGUUCGCCUUUUUAUGUACAAUUUGGAAAGACUGGGGUCUUUCGACCGUGCGCAGAUGAGGUGGAAGUAAUGAUCAAUGGAGUCCUACGCACGGAUCUUCACAUGCGUGUGAACAGGUUUGGUCAAGCGUAUUUUGAUGAUCCAUACCAGAAUGCACCGGACGAUGAAUCAAGGCCACGCUCUCCGAACAUUGAUUCUGGAAUCCAAUUGGGCAAUGAAUUCGAAUCAAACAUGCUUUGGUGGAAUCAGGACAACAUAGCCAAACACUCUGUUAAAAUUCAAACCUACCGACUCACUGAUGAGCAAAGUAAGGCUGCUGAUCCAAAUUCACAAUCAGUCAACGACAGUGUCUGGGUGUACUGGGAGAAUAGGUGGUACUCCUGGAGAACGGCUAACAUAAAACUUCGCUUCUUACGCAACCUUGGCAAUCCUCUACCCUCGUACUUUGAGGCGUUGCAAUCAAAAUUGAUGGAAGUGGAUCGAGAAAACCCGGCCUUCGUUUUGCUUCCCAGUUCUCUACCCUCGCUGUCGGAGGAUAAAGAGCAAGAGGGAACACAAUUUGAACUGGAUCAAUCGGAGAGCUCCGAGGCUGUUUUAAAGCCUUGCUCAUUUGAUCCAUUCAAGUCAUCAUCGCAUGAGGAUGAGGAUGACCCACACGAGGAUCUCCGGGUCAGCUUUGGAGGCAAUCACCCUUCGUCUUUACCAGCAACGCCUCCACAAUCUCCAAGUUCCAAUGAAUUGGCCUACUUUUCUGAUGGCCAUUCACCGAAAAACUAUGAGGAGGAGGAAGGUCGCUUAGAUGAUCGUUUCAAUUGGCGUCUCCAUUGUCAAUGGGGACAGGCGUACAAUACUCGAGCCUUUAAGCUUUCAUCCGAGGCUAUUAAAAGAUUGGGCCUUAGCGACGGAACCAACGAGGCAGUAUUCACUACAAUCAACAAAUACCAGGGCACAUGCACUUGCUAUUGCCUUAUAUACGUGUGGAACUCCACUGACAAAGUUGUCAUCUCCGACAUUGACGGUACUAUUACUAAGUCUGACCUGUUAGGUCACGUCCUGCAUUGGGUGGGUUUGGAGUGGACACAUCCAGGGGUGAUUCAACUCUACAAGAAGAUAUCUGAGAAUGGAUAUCGUCUGAUGUACCUUUCUGCACGAUCCAUAGGUCAAGCGAAUCCUACAAGAAACUUUCUUGAGGGAUUGGAACAGGACAAUGAGAAACUGCCCGCUGGGCCUAUCAUUCUAUCUCCAAAUUCACUGAUCACCACCAUCCAAAUGGAGAUUAUACAGAAACGUCCCCAAGUCCUGAAAAUCUCCAAUCUGAAGCGACUAGGUGAGCUCUUCCGUCACCAGAAUCCCAAGGCGCCUUGUCCAUUCUUUGCGGGUUUUGGAAACCGCACUAGCGACGUGGAGACCUAUCGAGCAAUCGGGAUUCCCGAUUCACAUAUAUUUAUCGUGAAUCCUGAAGGGGUUAUCGAGACACCCACCGGUAUUAAACUGCCCACUGGCUACACUGCCCUCUGCGAGAUGACUGAUUUGGUGUUCCCAUCUGACCAACAGAUAUUGUCAGGCAGCGUGGAGUACUCUGACUUCUCCUUCUGGCGUGACAAUCUUCCCACUUUAACCAGCCCAUGA